AUGAUGCGCCGUGUGUUUUGUGUCGUGUUGGCGCUGGCACUGCUGUGCUGCUGCUCGUGCGCGUUUGCCGUGGAGGAAGGGGAGGAGCAAGAGCCGCAGGUGACGCAGGUGAAUGCAGAGUGUGCGGGUAAGGAUAAACUCGGGCGCUGGCAGCUCCCUGGGAAGUCAUUGUGGUACAACUGCACGGAUUCAGCUCGUGGUGCAGGGCAGAUGAUUUGCGGCAUGGGCGUCGGAAACUGUGCGUCCGGGGUUUCACAGACUCGCGCCAAAGGAGUUGCGAACGGUGGUGUCUUCACGAUCGACGUCGAUACGCCCACUCCAAGCAUCCUGGAGAGUUGGUGGGAGCGUAACGUGGAACCGAAGGUGGCCACCGUUGCAAGUGGUACAUCCAAGCCUUUGGAAGCAGGUACUCUGGGACCUCGAGAACAGAAGGCUCCCGGUGACACCUCCACAACGGAUUCUGAAUCUUCUCCUGUCGCUGCGGAUUCCGCUGGUGCCCUUCCUCCUCCUCCACCUGCAACUCCAGGCGGCGCUGGUGCUAACUCUGCUGCUGGCGCUGCGGCCACGACGGAUCCUUCUUCUGAGGCCUCGCAAGCGUCGGAUUCCGCUCCCUCUGGUGAGCUUCAAGGCCCUUUACGUUCUACUUCUGCUGCUUCUGCUGCACCCGAAUCCCUACCAGAUCCAAAGCCCACAGAAGGCGGCGACCACUCCUCCCAUGGCCCUCCAGUGGAGCUGCAGGAAGAGACUACUGCUGCGCCACCGACUCAGUUGUCCCAGACCGGCGAGGACGGGGGUGCAGCUGGAGGCGCCGAAGGGGACACCGCCGCCAACAACACCGACACUGCUUCUAGCGAAGGAAAUAAUAUGGCGGCAAGCAUGCCGUCUACCCUUUCCUCUGCGCCCACAACGAACGCGCUGGAGAAAAGUGUGGGAACUGACGCCUGCUUCCAUGACACCCAUCUGCUUAGCCGGCUGCUGCUUGUUCUGGCUGUCCUUGCGUACGAGACACUGGGCUGA
Molecule: messenger RNA, 1017 nt
Organism: Trypanosoma cruzi
Lineage: Eukaryota; Euglenozoa; Kinetoplastea; Trypanosomatida; Trypanosomatidae
Product: 90 kDa surface protein, putative
Exons: 1
Coding region: 1-1017 (338 amino acids)
Source: RefSeq, a predicted model, not a curated record